Molecule: messenger RNA, 909 nt
Organism: Penicillium maclennaniae
Lineage: Eukaryota; Fungi; Ascomycota; Eurotiomycetes; Eurotiales; Aspergillaceae
Product: oxidoreductase, short chain dehydrogenase/reductase family
Exons: 1
Coding region: 1-909 (302 amino acids)
Cellular component (GO): intracellular anatomical structure
Molecular function (GO): oxidoreductase activity, acting on NAD(P)H, oxygen as acceptor
Source: RefSeq, a predicted model, not a curated record
AUGGGGUCUUCUGAGCUACCAGGACGCGAGGCUCUAACAUCACGCGUCGUUCCUUCUAUGAUUCUUAGUGACGGCAGCGCUUCUUCGAUGACCGCAGCUCCUGCUUCUAAUAUAGAGUCUGACGCUGCAGUCGGUGCCCAGAAGCGAUUCCAAGUUCAAGGAAACGCCGUUCUCACCGGAGGUGCCGGGACCUUGGGUCUCCAUACUUGCGAUGCUCUCCUCGAACACGGCCUUCGGGGCCUCAUGAUCUUGGACAUCAACCCCGAUAACAGUCAGAAAGACAUUGCCCAAAUGAGAAGCAAAUUUCCUGACGCCAAGAUUUGCGUCCAAAAGGUCGAUGUUACAGACGAAGAAGCUGUCAGAGAAGCCAUGGAGGAAACGGUGCGUGUUCUGGGAUCGAUCAAUACAUUGGUCUGCUUCGUAGGUAUCGUCGGCUGUGUGGAAACACUCGAGAUGCCCGUGUCCCAGUGGCGCAAAGUUUUGGAUAUCAACACCACUGGAUCCUUCAUUUGCGCUCAAGCAGCGGCCCGCGAAAUGGUGAAGAAAGGAAAUGGAGGCUCAAUUACCUUUGUCGCGUCGAUUUCAGCACACCGUGUCAACUAUCCACAGCCACAAGUGGCUUACAAUGUGAGCAAGGCAGCUCUUCUCAUGCUCAAGAGCUGCCUUGCGGCGGAAUGGGCUCGCUACGGUAUCCGUACCAAUAGUGUGAGCCCUGGAUAUAUGGACACGAUCUUAAAUGAGGGCGAUGGAAUUGCAUUGCACAGGAAGAUAUGGGCUGAGCGGAAUCCUAGUGGAAGAAUGGGCAGCCCCUCUGAGCUGACGGGGGCGAUCGUUCUUCUUACCAGUACUGCGGGGACGUAUAUGAAUGGCUCAGAUAUUGUUGUUGAUGGCGGUGCUAUUGUCUUCUAG